UUGUGAGCUCCUAACCAGCUCCAGCUGAUCUGCAAACCAAAAAAAAUCAACUUGAGAAUCAGCAAGGAUGGUGCAUUGCUAUAACUCACACUGGCCACUGCUGUUGUUUGCUGCUCUGUGGAGCCUCAGCUACCCGAGUUUGCUGACUGCCUGGCCAGGUAUCGGUCGGAGCAAGGCCAAAGAUCAGUCAGACCCCAAUAUAAGGGACUGGGGAGACUAUUCAGACCUCCCUCCAGGAAUUGAGCAGGGACUAGGUUUGGACGAAGACAGAGAAUAUGGAAACCACAAAGGAGGUAGAGAGACAUCAUCAAGCUUGGCUCCGGAGCUGGAUUUCCUUGCUGACUUUGCAGGUAAAAAGCGGUUGUGGUUGAUAACAGCCCCCUCACACAAUGACCACUACCUUCGUAUGAUGGAGAAACAGCUGGAGGACAUGGAGCAGAAAGGGCUGAACUGUCAUCUGGCAGAAAGGGACACCUUCAUCAUCACCAUCAUCCAGAACGCCAUGAUGGAAGGUAGGAUCCAGAAGACAACUUUCCAAGGAGAUGCAACAGUAGAGAACCUCGACCCCGACACAGUUACUAAACUGCUGCACUACCUGGAUCUCACCAGUCAGGAUCAAGCAUUCACCAUGCUGGUUAUGAAGAAAAACCUACUGGUCAGUGAGCGGUUCCCCUAUCCAGUCCGUGUGGAGGCGAUCUUGGAGCUCAUUGAUCAGUUCCCCAUGAGGAAGCUGGAGAAGAUGACCAGGAAAGGAUCCAAUUUGAGGUGUAAAACCACCAAAAAGGUUUUGGUGAAAAAGAAGAAAAUGAGGAGGAAGACGGUGCUGAGCCCUCAGAGGCGAGGGAAUGUGACCUCUAUGGUGGCGACACAAAUGAAACCUCCCAUAGACAAAAAAGCUGCCCUAAAGAGCAGGAUCCAGGAUAUACUGAAUGGACGGUCAAGGUUUGUCAUCCGGAAGGAGCCAGCUGUGGGGUCCACAAGGGGAAAAUAUUCAACUAGUGGUGGUCGAACCUCAUCUAAUGGACAAGAAAAACAAAAUACACACAAAACUCAGUCUGUGUCCAGGAGCAAUGAGGAAGUGAAGAAAGACAGGCCUGACUCCUCUGUGGAAGAAGGAAAGAAAAGACAUGGAUCGAAAAACAGUGAGGAUACGACAGAGAGUGUAAAAGAUGACACACAGGAAAAACAGAGCUCUAAGAAAAAGGGGAAAGGGAAAAAGGGAAAGAAAGGGAAAGGAAGAGGGAAAAAGUCUAACAGAGAGGCAAGUGAGAAGGAUAAAACAGCCCUAAAGGAGUUUAUGGAUAAUUUAAAGGGGACAAGAAGGUUGAUGCUGAUCUCGACACCCAGCAGAGAAGCAACACUGUACCUUCAGCAAAAAGAGGAGAGCGAGAAGCAACACUGUGACCUCGCUAUGAGGAAGAUCACUGUGGCAACCAUUGUGGGUGAAGGCAGUGAAACCACACUCACGCUACGACACCACCAGCUUGAGUCAGAGCCUCCACUCAGCGGCCUACCAGAAAACUUCUCAGAUUCAGGUCUGAUCUCCCUGUUGAGAGCAGAGCUGGGUCUGUCAUCCCCUGACCUCUUUUCAAUGACUGUCACAGACUACGACAUCAAGCCCAAUAGAGUGUUUGAAGCUCCUCCAUCAAGCCCCGCACUGUUUGAGUACAUUGACAACUUUCCCUCAAGGCGCGCAGAAAAAGAGAAAGAAAAGAAAAGUCCUCCAACCUGCUUCAACAACAAGCAACAGCCUGAGGCCGAGAAUUCAUUACUCAGGUUCAUGUCUAAGAGGAGACUGCUACUCAUCUCUGCUCCCUCUGAGGAUGACUACUCUUUCCAGCAGCAGCUGACUGCUCUCAAUGGACAGGAGUGUCACCUGGGCAUUCGCCACUUUGCCAUGUUGAAGCUGAUUGGGGUUGGAGACAAAGCUUCAGGGACUGUUGAGUUAUUUCCCCUCAAUGGUCGUAGUCAGAGUGAGGUUGAGCUGUUGUCCCGUGACAUGGUCAACAAUCUAAAAGAACAGCUGAAGAUCAGUAAGGACUAUUUCAGCAUGCUGGUGGUGGGGAAAGACAGCGAUGUCAAGGCAUGGUUCCCGUCACCCAUGUGGUCUUUGGAUAACAUCUACGACCUGGUGGAUUCCAUGGAGCUUCGCCUGCAGGAGGAGAAGCUGCAGAAGAGGCUGGGGAUCUACUGCCCUGAGGACAGAGGAAUAGGAGGGAAUGAGGGGGGACAUUAUGGUGGCUAUGAUGAAGAUGGUGCAGAGGAGGCAUACUCGUAUCACCGGUCAGAAGAAUGA
Messenger RNA from Scomber japonicus (chub mackerel), 2296 nucleotides. RefSeq names its product coiled-coil domain containing 80 like 2 (gene ccdc80l2). The transcript has 12 exons. The coding region runs from base 68 to 2296 and encodes 742 amino acids. Lineage: Eukaryota; Metazoa; Chordata; Actinopteri; Scombriformes; Scombridae. The record is from RefSeq and is a predicted model, not a curated record.